UUGUUUUUGCUCAGUAGUUAUACGACUGUUUUCUUUUUUCAUAUUUGCCAUCAGGUUGUGCAAUUAAUAUUUGUGUGUUCCUUUUUUGUGUUAGUUAGUGCUGCUGCUGCUGCUGUUAGUGUUUUCGGUGAUGUGCAUUAAAGCAGCAAUUUGAAUUUUGUGCGUUACGCAGCUCACAACAAUGCGAGCGCUGCGAAAAUCGAAGAAGUUGCGUUCGCUGUCGUCGUGUGUGUGAAAAUUCAAUACAAAAUAUUAGUUGGGUGACAAAAGCAGAGCAGAGUGAAAAAUGUGCUUGGUGGAGCAUGCGGGGAAUAAGCAUAAGCUCUCGUCAACAAUCACACAACAGCAACAGCAAAAAAAUAAACAACCGUCGUCGCGAUAUUUGCCAUCAAUCACGAGUAAAGAUUGCCACAGCAGCUACAACAACAAAGAUGCCAACAACAAUAAUAACAACAACAUUGUUGAUAUAAACACGCAACUGCAACAACAACAGCAACAUCAGUAUCAGAGCCUGCACUGCGACAGCAGCACAACGCCCACAUUUAACGCCAAAUAUAGGCGAAAAUGUUUCCUAUUGCUGUCGCUGUUGCUCUUCCAUGGCUGCUUCAGCGGCCUGCAUAGCGCCAGUGCCUACAACUGCACCACCAAUCCUUGCCAGAACGAAGGACAGUGCCUCGAUGGCCAGUGCAUCUGUGCCGAUGGCUGGCAGGGACCCGCAUGCCAAUUCUGCGGUGGCAAAGUGCGGAUGUACCAUCCCAUGGGGACGAUACACGAUGGCUGGGGCAACUAUUCGGUGAGCGUAAAGUGCAGUUGGCUAAUUGACGCCCAUCACCCACAUUGGGGAGGUCGUCGUCACGGCGUCAACCCCUCGCGUGCCGCCAAAAUACGCAUUCAUCUGCGCGAAUUUGCCACCGAAUGCGGCUGGGAUCAUUUGUAUAUAUACGAUGGCGACAGCGUUGAUUCGCCGCUCCUGGCGGUGUUCAGUGGCCUCAUGUAUAGGGGCAACUUUUCAAUACGCCGUGUGCCGCAGGUUAUAGCGACAUCAGGCACAGCGCUGUUGCAUUUCUUCAGCGAUGAUGCCUACAAUAUGUCUGGCUUUAAUCUCACCUACAAGAUGAAUGGCUGUCCGACAGAUGCAGACGAUGUGGAAUGCUCGGGGCAUGGCACGUGCAACGAUGGCGAUUGCUUGUGUGAUCCUAUGUACAGAGGCGAGGCUUGCAAUGUGGCCGCCUGUCCCAACAACUGCACCGAGGAGCGUGGCCAUGGCAUUUGUAAGAUGGACAAAGAGCGCUGUGAAUGCAAUGAUGAGUAUGGCGGAGAUGAUUGCAGUCAACUGCGUGCACACGGCGUUUGGAGUACGGUGCAUCCCAAGCAUUUGGAGGCGCCAGCGGGCAGCGCAUCGCAUGGCGCCACCGUGUGGCGCGACACGUUGCACAUCAUUGGCGGCGAAUCGUAUGGGCGUGGCAAUCUAAUGAGCACCUACGACUUCAAUGCCAAUGUGUGGGAAUCAGCGCUAACCAAGGAUGGCACCCUGACGCCCGAGAAACGUUACGGCGCAUCGACUGUGAUGUAUGGCGAUAAAAUCUUCAUGUACGGCGGCGUUGUCAAGGGCCAGGGCAUCACCAAUGAACUCUGGUCGUAUGAUGUCACGGCCAAGACGUGGGAGAAUAUCACCGUCAAAACGGAGCCAUGCAAUGCCACCUACACGAUGUGCGGGCCACUGCACGUGGCUGGGCAUACGGCAACGUUGGUGCCCGGCUAUGGGGAUAAGAACAACUAUCAGUAUAUGGUGGUGAUAUUCGGGCAUUCAUCACAGUAUGGCUACCUCAAUACCGUGCAGGAGUUCAACUUUAACACACGCGAAUGGAAGAUUGUCGAGACGUACGGUUAUGUGGUGAAAGGUGGCUAUGGCCACAGUGCAGCCUACGAUAUGCUAACCGAAAAACUGUACAUCUACGGCGGCAUUGUGUCGGAGAGUGAUGCCAGCCAGGUGCUGAGCUCCCGACUCUUUUCAUACGAUCCCUCAACACGCAUCUGGAAGCUGUUGUCGUCGGCGCCAAGUGCGCGACUGCUGCACACCGCGAAUUUUGUGAAUCCCGGCCUGAUGAUGGUCUUCGGCGGCAACACGCACAACGACACGUCGCAGAGCUACGGCGCCAAGUGCUACAGUCAGGACUUGCUCAUCUACGAUGUGUACUGUGACUCGUGGCACAUGCAUCAGAUGCCCGCCCAUCUGCAGGCGGAUCUGGCACGUUUUGGCCACAGUUCGGUGGUGUUUGAGGAUUCGCUGUACAUCUACGGUGGCUUCAAUGGCCAAAUGCUAAACGAUAUGCUACGCUUCGAUGCGGGACACUGCAGCUAUUACACCAAGCAGGAGAAAUGCAGCAGCGCUCGGCCGGGCGUCAAGUGUAUUUGGGAUGUGCAAAUGAUGCGUUGCAUUAACAUCAUGCGCGUGCAACGCUCGGCGAUCUACGGACGCGAGCAAUACGAUUAUGUGGCUUGUCCCUCGAAGAGUCGCAUCACCAUGACCUCCGAGCAUUUGCAUCAUGUUGCGCGCUGUCAGGAGCUGAAUAACUGUCAGUCUUGUGUGUCGACUGCUUUUAGCUGCACGUAUUGCGGCAAUGGAGUGUGCAGCAAGGAACGUUGCCGUGAAACCACUUCGGUGGCAUCUAUAUUCUUUGCGGAUUCUUCGUCUUCGACCACACAACAACAACCAGCAGUGCAGCAUCAGCUGCCGGUGGCAACGGUGGCUCCGCCACUGAAUGCCAAGCGUUUGGAUAGCUGUCCUGAGCUGGAGGAUCACUUGGUGCAGGCCACCUGCGAGCAGCUGCACAAUUGUCGCGCCUGCAUGGCGAAUGCGGCCUGCAAGUGGGAUCCGGAGUCGAAUCGUUGUCGCAGCUACAUCUCCGGCUCUGGCUUGCCACUGAAUCGCACUCAGCACGAUGCGACGUUGUGUCGGCCGACGUGUGCAUCGCAGACGAAUUGCCACAAUUGCACCGAGGACGAGUGCAUCUGGUGUCAGAACGAGCAGCGUUGUGUCGAUCGCAAUGCGUACACGGCCAGUUUCCCGUAUGGCCAGUGUCGUGAGUGGACCACAUUCACCUCCAAGUGCCGCUCGGCGCCGAUAACGGCGCUGAGUGCGGGCACAACGACAGCGUUGUCCAGUGCACAGUGCGGUUACUACAACAGCUGUCAGCAGUGUUUGGAUGAUCCGGCGUGCGGCUGGUGCGACAACGGCUCCAACACGGGCUUGGGCAAGUGCGUGGUUGGUGGCGCGUUGUCGCCGUACGAUAAAACGGAGUGCGCUCUCAAGCACUGGUUCUUUACGUCGUGCCCACGCUGCAAUUGCAACGGUCAUUCCUAUUGCAAUGAUCAGCAACACUGCGAGCAGCCGUGCAACAAUUUAACGAUCGGUGCACACUGCGAGAAAUGCCGCGCUGGGUACUGGGGCAAUGCCAUCAAUGGCGGCGAAUGUCAGCACUGUCAGUGCAAUAACCAGGGCGACUAUUGUCAUCCGGAUACGGGCAAAUGCUACUGCAACACCAAGGGCAUUGUGGGCGAUCAUUGUGAGAAGUGUGAUUCACAGAAUCAUUACAUUGGCGAUCCGUUGCGUGGCUCGUGCUAUUACGAGCUAACCAUUGACUAUCAGUUCACGUUCAAUCUGUCCAAGAAAGAGGAUCGCCAUUUUACGCAAAUCAAUUUUCGCAAUUCACCGGUGAAGCCAGAGAUCGAUGCGGACUUUACGAUCACUUGUAGUGUGCCAGCCAAAAUGGAUAUAUCGGUGAAGCGUGUGGGUUUGCCGGAGCGUCUGCUUUUGGUUGGCAUCAAUUGUUCGACGUUCCGUCAUCGUUUUCCCAAAACUGAUUUUCAUUUUGGCAACAUUCCGGUUGACAAUGUCUCGCUGACCACCUUCUAUGUGUUUGUGCACGACUUUCAGCCGCCCAUUUGGAUACAGAUCGCGUUCUCGCAGUAUCCCAAGCUCAAUCUACAGCAGUUUUUCAUCACAUUCUCGUCAUGCUUCCUCCUCCUGCUGCUCAUGGCUGCGGUGUUGUGGAAGAUUAAGCAAAAGUACGAUAUGUUCCGACGCCGACAGCGUUUGUUUGUCGAAAUGGAGCAAAUGGCCAGCCGGCCAUUCUCACAGGUGCUGGUUGACAUUGAAACACGAGACAGUAUUGAUUUGAGUUUGCCGCUGGAAGGCAUCAGUCACAUGUCCAAGAAACGCAAGAAGGAAUGUCCCAGUCCAAUUGCUUUAGAGCCCUGCAAUGGCAAUCGAGCCGCAGUGCUCUCGCUUCUAGUCCGGCUGCCCACGGGUGGUCUAUCGCAAGCACCUGCUGGCCAAUCCGCUGGACUGGCCGUAGCCAGCGCUUUAGUCACGCUUGGAAAUCCGCGUCGCCCUUCGGUCGAGGUGCAUCCCAAGGAGCCAAAAUCGAAACGCAAGCAGAGCCAACAUCCAGACAGUUGUACAUAAAAUACACACACACACGCGAUAAUAGCUAUGAUAAUGUGUACAAUUAGUUAAUAGAACCUUAGCAUAUUUGCUCUGACUUUCUUUAUCUAUUGAACACAAACACAUAAGAAAAAUACACACACUACGCAACACAACACAACACCAAUACACACAGAUGGCCAGCAGUUAGCAAGUUGAUAAUCCGCAGUUAUUAUUACUUUAAUGCAAUUAGUCUAAUACCCCUAAACAAAUACGAAAGAAAACGAUGCAAAUAAUAAUAAUAUUAUAAUAAUAAUAAUAAUAAUUACAAUUAAAAUAUUAAUAAUAACAAUAAUAAUAAUUACGAUUAAAAUAAUAAUAAUAAUUUUAGCAAAAGGACAUAUUUAUAUACAAGUUAUAUACAAUUUGAUAUAGUUGAUAGGUCAUUUAGCGUUGCAAAAUAGUUGUAAAUGUUUUAUUUAUUAUUUAUACCGCAAAAUGUAAACUACAUAACACAUAUAUAUAUUUUUUAACAACAGCAGCUGUAGGUCAACCCCUCGCUCCCAUUUUUAUAUACAUACACCUUAUAAACCUUUACAUUGAUAUGCAUGCAAAACAUACAAAACAAUUUGUAUCUGUGUAUCGUGAGCGCGUUGUUGAAAUUUAUUUAUGCAAAUGUUCUAUUCUUUUAUUUUUUGGUUUGUUUUUGCAACAAAAGACAUUUUAUUCAUUUUAGUAGCAAGCAAAAAGAAAAAAACGUGAUGUUUAUAUUACAAUAAUUGAAAGAAAGAACGAGAAGAGGAUAAUAUAUGUAUGUACGUGGAAAUCUUGCAGAUUGUACUGUGUUCAUUGAAAGAAAUUGAUAGACAAAGCAUGAAAAAGUAUUUUGUUUCUGUGCAAACAUUUACAACAAAUUAAGACAAAUGAACAAAUGGCAGCCAAUAAAUGUAUCUGUAAAUAAAUACUAAAAAAUAUACAUACGUAAAUUAUAUAUAAUUAUAUAUAUAUAUAUAUACAUAUAUAUGGUAAUCAUAGGAAAACGCGCCCAAAACAAAUCAGAUAUGUAAUUUAGUUUAUGAAAAACAAAAAAAAAACACAAAAGAAAUGCAAACUACAAAAUUUAUUUCAAUUGAA
This is a messenger RNA of Drosophila albomicans, 5560 nucleotides long. RefSeq names its product attractin-like protein 1 (gene dsd). Bases 287 to 4468 code for a protein of 1393 amino acids. Gene Ontology annotation, molecular function: protein binding. The transcript is spliced from 8 exons. NCBI's taxonomy places the organism in Eukaryota, Metazoa, Arthropoda, Insecta, Diptera, Drosophilidae. The record is from RefSeq and is a predicted model, not a curated record. Gene Ontology annotation, cellular component: Golgi apparatus.